Messenger RNA from Cylicostephanus goldi, 516 nucleotides. NCBI's taxonomy places the organism in Eukaryota, Metazoa, Nematoda, Chromadorea, Rhabditida, Strongylidae. The record is from the annotation of a GenBank genome assembly.
AUGAAUUAUUAUUUUCAGAAAAAUCGGAAGGAGCUUUCCGGUUUCCGUAAUCUGUUUGCGAGAUUUCUGCGAGUCAAACCUCAUGUGGAUUGGACUAAAAUUGAACCUUUACCCGAAGGAGCUAUCAGAACUUAUAAACAUUUGGAGCAUCCUAACAGUGACGAUGUGAUUGCAUCUAUGCUAAAUAAAUUGGUGGUAGUGAAACUUAACGGAGGAUUGGGUACAUCGAUGGGUUGCAAAGGUCCCAAAUCGGUGAUUCCCGUACGAAAUGAGCUCACAUUCCUCGACUUGACACUACAGCAAAUCCAGACCCUGAACAAGACUUACAAUGUUGAUGUCCCUCUAGUUUUAAUGAACUCAUUUAAUACAGAGGAGGAUACUAAGAAAGUGCUAAAGAAAUACGCUAAUGUCAAGGUAUCCGUCUACACAUUCUGUCAGUCUCAAUAUCCUCGUGUUAAUCGUGAGACCUUGAUGCCGAUCGCGAAAACCCUGCACGAUUCCGAUUUGGAAUGGUAG